UGGCUGCUUGGAGAAGUAGGACAGAAACAUUUGUCUGUUUUUGAGGGUGGCCAGGGUUGUUUUUGGAGCUUUGAUUUUUGCAAUGGCAGAAACACUCUGGAAGCCUUUGUGGAUUUUGUUACUAGUACUGAGUUAUGCUGAUGCAGGAAGUGUUUACAGGCAUCAUUGUACAAAAGAUGGUGCUCAGGAUGGGAGCACUGAAAGUACUACUGCUCAGACAAGCUCUGAUUCUGGAUUUGUGCCUAGUCAAGAAGCUUAUUUUGAGGAAACCCAGGACUUCUCAAAAACUCAGGCCUUUGAUAGUAGUUUGACCAAUGCAGGCUCAAGGGCAUUCAGUUUUCAGGGAACUACCUACACCUCAAGCUUUCAGCCACUAACUAGGGAUCUUAAGCCUGCCCUAAGCACCUCCUUCCAACAAGCCUCAGACCAGUCUGUGCAGACAGCAUACCAGCAGGCAGGUUCAGCCCGGCCUGUCCAGAGCAGCUACCAUCAGGUGGCUUCAACCCGGCCUGUAGCGAGCGGCUACCAACACGUGGCUUCAGUCCGGCCUGUAGCAAGCGGCUACCAACAGGUUGCUUCCGCCCGGCCUGAAGCGAGCAGCUACCAACAGGUUGCUUCCGCCCGGCCUGUAGCGAGCAGCUACCAACGCGUGGCUUCAGCCCAGCCUGUCCCAUCUGCUUCCCAGAGAGUAUCGUCCGCCCAGCCUGUCCCGAGCAGCUACCAUCAGGUGGCUUCCGCCCAGCCUUUCCCGAGCAGCUACCAUGAGGUGGCUUCAACCCAGCCUCUCCCAUCUGCUUCCCAGAGAGUAUCUUCCGCCCAGCCUGUAGCGAGCAGCUACCAUCAGGUGGCUUCCGCCCAGCCUGUCCUGAGCAGCUACCAUCAGGUGGCUUCAACCCAGCCUGUCCCAUCUGCUUCCCAGAGAGUAUCUUCCGCCCAGCCUGCAGCGAGCAGCUACCAACAGGUGGCUUCCGCCCAGCCUGUAGCGAGCAGCUACCAACAGGUGGCUUCCGCCCAGCCUGUAGCGAGCAGCUACCAACAGGUGGCUUCCGCCCAGCCUGUAGCGAGCAGCUACCAACACGUGGCUUCAGCUCAACAUGUAGCGAGCAGCUACCAAAAGGUGGCUUCAGCCUGGCCUGUCCCAUCUGCUUCCCAGAGAGUAUCUUCAGCCCAGCCUGUAGCGAGCAGCUACCAACAGGUUGCUUCAGCUCAACCUCUAGCGAGCAGCUUCCAACAGGUGGCAUCAGCCCCGCUUUUCCCAUCUGCUUCCCAGAGAGCAUCUUCAGCCCAGCCUGGAGCGAGCAGCUACCAACAGGUGGCUUCCGCCCAGCCUGGAGCGAGCAGCUACCAACAGGUGGCUUCCGCCCAGCCUGGAGCGAGCAGCUACCAACAGGUGGCUUCCGCCCAGCCUGGAGCGAGCAGCUACCAACAGGUGGCUUCCGCCCAGCCUGGAGCGAGCAGCUACCAUCAGGUGGCUUCCGCCCAGCCUGGAGCGAGCAGCUACCAACACGUGGUUUCAGCCCGGCCUGUCCCAUCUGCUUCCCAGAGAGUAUCUUCAGCUCAACCUGUACAGAGCAGCUAUCAGUCUGGCCUUUCUUCCCCAAGUGUUGGCUUUGGUUCUAGUGCUGUGGGAACCGGACAAAGUGCUUCGAGUCUGUACAGCUCUCAGGACGUUUCCUCUACUUCAACCUAUAAGCCCUCUGUUGGCGCUCUAGGACUUGCCCAAAGCACGUACCAGCAGGGAGUUUCAUAUCGGCCUGUGCAGAGCACUUUGCCAUCCAGCUUUGUUUCUAGGGCACAUCCAUACGCCUCAAGCUUUAAGCCCUCUACUAGCACUUCAAAGCCAGUCCAAAGCGGCUACCAGCAAAAAGCAUCAGAUCAGCCUGUCCAAACUGCUUCCCAGAGAGUAUCUUCAUCCCAGCCUGUAACAAGCAGCUACCAACAGGUUGCUUCAUCCCAGCCUGUAGCAAGCAGCUACCAACAGGUGGCUUCAGCCUGGCCUGUCCCAUCUGCUUCCCAGAGAGUAUCUUCAGCCCAGCCUGUCCAGUCAGCAUACCAGCAGGUAGCUUCCACACAGCCUGUGUGGCGUAGUUCUCCACCUAGCUUUGUUUCCCAAAAGGUUGGCUUUGAUUCUAGUGCAGUGGGAUUAAGUGGCUCAAGGGCAUAUUCUUACACCACAAGCUUGAAGCCCUCUACUAGUGCUUCACAGCCUGUGCAAAGCACCUACCAGCAAAAGCCUGUCCAAACUGCUUCCCAGAGCAUAUCUUCAGCUCAGCCUGUACUGAGCAGCUAUCGGUCUGGCCUUUAUUCCCAAAAUGUUGGCUUUGAUUCUAGUGCGGGGACAGGCUCCGGGGUGUCCUCCUAUACCUCAAGCUUUAGGCCCCCCACCAGCAUUUCUAAGCCUGUCCCAAGCAGCUACCAGCAAGUAACUUUAUCCCAGCCAGCUCAGAGUAGCUACCCGCCUGAAGCUGCUUCCCAAAAUAUUAGAAUGGAUUCUUCUUUGACUGAAGUGGUAGGAAGUGUCUUGAGAAAUGACUACGGUUCUGAAGUAGCUACAACUGGAUUAAACUACAGGCCUUUCACCAGCAUAUCUACACCUUCCCAAAGUACUUGCCGACAGGUGACUGCAGCCCAGCCCGUUCAGAGCCGAUACCAAGAUGUGCCUUUUUCCCAAACCAGCUAUGGUGCUAGUUUGAGUGGUGUGACUUCAACUGGUUCAAGGAGUCUGUAUACCCCUUCAGACUCGGUGGCUUCAGUGGCUUCUGCUCAAGCGUUCAGAUCACCAUAUUCCUAUGCUCAGGCUUUGAGUUCCCUAGACAACUCUCAACCCUCUGCUGGCUCUCCAAGAUUAACAUGGACACAAAAGGUGCUGGAGUAGCUGAUAGCUUCCACUCCAUGGUGGGAUUGUCGCAGCAGCUGAACCUUUGAUUCAAAACUUUCUAAAUAAAUAUUCAACUCUUU
Pygocentrus nattereri (red-bellied piranha) is the source of this 2958-nucleotide messenger RNA. RefSeq names its product endochitinase A-like. Bases 83 to 2875 code for a protein of 930 amino acids. The transcript is spliced from 4 exons. The record is from RefSeq and is a predicted model, not a curated record. Lineage: Eukaryota; Metazoa; Chordata; Actinopteri; Characiformes; Serrasalmidae.